Anneissia japonica is the source of this 372-nucleotide messenger RNA. Its product is annotated as sodium- and chloride-dependent taurine transporter-like. The transcript is spliced from 2 exons. The coding region runs from base 28 to 357 and encodes 109 amino acids. Gene Ontology annotation, biological process: sodium ion transmembrane transport. NCBI's taxonomy places the organism in Eukaryota, Metazoa, Echinodermata, Crinoidea, Comatulida, Comatulidae. Gene Ontology annotation, cellular component: membrane. The record is from RefSeq and is a predicted model, not a curated record.
GAGAAGGUGUUGGUGGAAUCAGAUAGCAUGAAUGAACCAGGCCGUGUUGUGUGGCAACUCGCCCUUUGUCUUCUACUGGCCUGGCUUAUUGUUUUCUUUUGUCUUGUCAGAGGUAUUAAGUCAUCAGGAAAGGUUGUGUAUUUCACAGCUACAUUUCCAUACCUUGUAUUGUUCAUUCUGCUCAUCCGAGGUGCCACUUUACCCGGUCAUCUUGAUGGUAUAAAGUUUUUUAUAGUCCCGAAAUUUGACCGCCUAAGUGACCCACAGGUAGUCAAGAAAAUUCUUUUACCACCAUUGAAGCUUAAGUUGAGUUUAUGCUCAAGUGUGUUUAUGAGGUGGUCUUUGGUCUCUUUAUGAAUGUGUUGAAAGUUG